This is a messenger RNA of Cladophialophora immunda, 4029 nucleotides long. RefSeq lists its product as uncharacterized. The record is from RefSeq and is a predicted model, not a curated record. Bases 119 to 1063 code for a protein of 314 amino acids. Lineage: Eukaryota; Fungi; Ascomycota; Eurotiomycetes; Chaetothyriales; Herpotrichiellaceae. The transcript has a single exon. Gene Ontology annotation, cellular component: nucleus.
GAACACCGUCCUUGAACUCGAUCCAAACUACCUUCUGUGCCUACCUCAUUAACAUCUUGAGUCUGGGGACGCAACUGUGAGGGCGGGAGAUCGUUGGGAAGAGAAAAUAUCCCUCAACAUGCAGACGAGCAACAGGCUGCUGCGGACAGUCAAGACCAUCUCAAGACACCCCCCGUGUGCAUUAUCUCGCCGUGCACAUACCAUGGCGUCCUCUCCACUACGGCAACCGCAAGAUCCAUUCACAUCGUUGUUGAAGCCUACCACGCGACCGACAUCCGCUACCCUGACGACGUCUAUGUCCCGAGAUUGCAACGUCCACAAGAGGCGGAAAUACUCCUCCGAAUCACGCGCGGCCGCGCCAGUCGCCCACAGACUCUGGGACGGACAGGCACCAACGAGAGGGAAGGAUAGACCGCAAUACAGUGAAACAAGAUCGGUCGGUGGAUAUGACCGCAGGAGUGACAGGGAGGGGCAGUACGAGGACGAAGGGAUGGUCGUGAUCUCGUCCAAGGCUCAGUUUCGAGACAGACAUGGACGUCCUUGGUCCAAAUCUUCCGACGAGAGAAAUCUCGACGCAAAUUUGGGUGUGGGUAUUGGUGCUGCUUCAAGGCCUAGAAAAUCGCGCCUAGAGCUGCGAGACUUGACCGUGAAGCAGCGGAAGAAGUUAGAGCCAUGGCAGGCCCAAAAGGCUACCCUCUCAAAGAAAUUUGGUGAUGAAGGAUGGAACCCACGGAAGAAGCUCUCUCCUGACGCGAUGGAUGGGAUCCGCGCUCUGCACGAAGAAGAUCCCGAUCGUUGGUCCACCCCCCUUCUCGCAGAACAUUUUCAAGUGUCUCCAGAGGCAAUACGGAGAAUACUGAAGAGCAAAUGGCGGCCGAGGGACGAGGAGGAGAUCCAGAAAAGGAGGGAAAGAUGGGCAAAGCGACACGAUCGGAUCUGGGACCAUCAGGCAGAACUAGGGCUGCGGCCAAAGCGGAUGAAGGACAGGGAGGUGGAGGAUCCUGAUGCCUUUGACGAGGAACUGAGAGCAAAGGAGGUGCUGGAGAAUGCACGGAAAGCUUGAUUUCAGCUGUUUGGUUCCGGCUGAUUCCAUUGAUGCUAAUGCUAAAGCUAUUGACUGUAUUUGAGUGUGUGCCUGACGAGGCGAGUGUGCAUGAGCAAGCUCUGGCCGUCCUGGGCUCCUGUGACUGAUGAUGAUAUCAAAGGAAGAGAGAGAGAGAAAAGAGAAGGACAAGGGAAAGCUCUCCGUCUGUUGUCUGUCUGCCGAUGCGCUCCUGGCAGAAACCUUCACCUUCAACAUCACAGUGACCGAUGAUCAAGUGAUGACAAACAGGAUAUUCCUUGAGCUCUUGUGUUAUAUCCCAUGUGCGAAUUCUGCUUGGUGUCAAUCCUUCUGUUCCUGUCGCGAUUUGAGGUGUGCUGAUACUGAUGGCUAUGCGUUCUGUUCUGUAAGGCGCGGUCAGAAAGGGGCUGCGAUGCCAAGUGUUGAUGCCAGACUCACUAGGUUCCUCUUUUGGUCGUCAACUUCAGUUUCCUACCGAAUCUUUCCAUCGACUCACCCAUCACCCAUCGAUCACGUGUCGUCUUACAUCCGCCACAUAACGACGAGGACAGUGGCCAUCCAAGCAACACCGAGGACGUGAGGCACAGCUAGCCACUAACUAGCUGCGGUCCAUUUGAUGCUCGUGUACUUCGGUAUUGGCUUCCACAGUCCGGUCUUGUCGUCAUACACCAUGCUGUCACGACGCUCUGGCAUCGUUGGUGGCCAGAUGGCAUAAACAACAGGUGUGAGGUACAGCGGAAUCGUCUCAAUGACGGCAAGCCCAGGAAAGCCAACCGAAGCGAUGAACCGAAGCCAAAAAGCCUUGUCAGCGAUGAACUUGCCGUCGACGAUCGAUGCCUUAAUCUCAGCCUGGACUCUGAAGAUGACCACAAUAGACAUGACAAAGAAGAGGACAACAUGCCACAAGAUGCCUUCACGACGAUGGAGAGCCCAGAGUCUCGUGGAAAGAGGUGGACGACUGUUGACAUCUCGUUCUUUGAUGGAGGAUCCUCCAACACCGCUCACUUUGAACCCGAGCCGAAGACCUCCCAGCUGCUUUGGGAGCAAGGUUUGAAGAACAUCACGGGAGAAGUGGUGACCCAUCCAGACUCCAGUUGCAGUGCGACGACGGACACUCAGGUAGUAUUUACCAAAGAUCGACUCGAUAUCUCCAAUGAGUGCCAGUAUACGAAUGAUCCCGAGGAACAUCACAGCCCAAUACAGCGCAUUGCGAGUUGGAGUGGCAAUGACGGGCCGACCGCGAUAAAGACAAACAAAGGCAACAAUGGAGUUUCCAAGCUUGGUCAAUGUCAUCAAGUAAGGUCGGCAGCUAUGGUGGAGCAUUGCCAUGCGUUGAAGCCGCGACGCUUCCUUAAGGCGGUAGUCAGACAAGGUGAAGUUCAUCUUUAGAGCGUCACGGAUAUGUCCAGUCCACUGUCACUAAGUCAGCCAUCAACGGACUUUACAAAGGCCAAGUUCACGCUCACCCAGCGACGACGUUGCUUCAGAUGGGUCAGGAUGCAAUCUGGUUGCAAUCCCCAUUGCAAAACCUCGUGGAUCAAGAGGAUCUUCCAGCCUUUGCCAUGAAGGAACCAGCUGGUGAUGAGAUCUUCUGUGAUGGAGAACUCCGGGAAGCCACCAAUUUCCGUCCAAGCUGCCUUGCGCAUGACAAAACCGCUGCCGGGGCACCAGGCGACGUUGACUGAGUCCCGAAGUCCAUCAUCCGCACCAGUCCCAGUCAUGUUCGCUUGGUUCAGGGGGUCAUCGUUCGGGAUAUUAUAGUGGUGCUGUCGCUGUCAGUACACUGGAAAACAAAUGAAAAGACGGUAUCGUACUUGAGCGGCAGUGACCAUCCCGACAUUGACAUCUCUAAGAGCGUGUGGGACAAGGGCUCGCAGGAACUGAGGUUCAGGCAUCAUGUCGGCAUCGAAGACCGCCAGGAAAUCAUUCUGCCCUCCAGGAAGGUCGAUGACAAACUCACGCAUGGUCUGGUUGAGAUUUCCGGCCUUGUAUCCGUGGUUGUUAUCACUAGGCUUCUUGCGGGCAUGGUAAUAGAGGUUCUGAUAUCUGCCGUGCAGUUUCUCGACUUGAAGGCGAAGGCUUUCCACGUUCCCAUCAUCGGCCACGAUCACUCUGAAUUUGUCCUCGGGCCAGUCAAGCUUGCAGAUGGCUUUGACGGUGUCCAAGACGACAUCAUCUGGCUCACCACAGCAAACGACAACGACAUCGACUCCCGGAACAUUGUUACCAAGGAUGCGAAGUGUCGGUCGUGGUUUGGAAUUACGCACAAGUCCGACCACGAUACGCCAGGCUCCGUCUAGGAUUGAUGAUACUAUGACAGCAUUAGCCGAUGUCGACAAGGAGAGAGCGACUACUACACUUACUGUUGUCAUAGAACUGCCCAAGGAAGAAGAGGUAAGCAGCCUUGGGAAACCCCUGACCUUGCCAAUAUGUCUGAAGGACGUUAAGGAAGAGCACUCCUAAGUACGCGGAGAUGCUGAUGAUGUUGAUCCCGGUAAGGGCGAUAGAGAAGAUAGAGGAUCGAUGCGGCUCCUUCUUUUCGACCUCCACAAUGCGGUAUGGUGCCCGGACCCUGGCAUUGCCUGGGUUUUCGCCGUCAUUGUGAGUCUGGAUGGUGACGGCUCGGUGACGAACACCUGAGUCGUCCUCAGCAAUGGAAACAAGAUGGUCGCCAGCCAUUGUGAAGACUGCUCAGGCUUUGGCAGAAGGUCUCGAGGUGGAGGGUGGCAAUGAAGUUUGUAACAGGGCCAGGGUGGAUGAUGUGCGAGGGAACGAAUGUGAAGUGUCGACACAGUUCAGCGCAGCCAGCGCCGCAGGCUGCCUCCAGAGACAGCUUUUCACGGAGGCUACAGGACGUUGAAGACACACAAUGUUUGCAACCGUUGAGAUCUGAUGAAAGAUGAUUGAAGAAAGGAGGGUGAUGAUGACGGAGAUGACGAAGGGGAGGGGGGAAGAGAGAAGAGAGA